AUGUUACUUACAGCACAACGUCUUGUUGCUAUAUCCAAAUGGAAUGGAAGUUUUUCACUAACGAAUUAUCUCAUAGCUGCAACAGCGCUCAGCGUGAGUAAUGAGUACAAGGAAAUUCCGAAAGUGUAUCACCUAGCGAUGAUGAUGAGUGAGGAACCGAAUAAUGAUGAUGAAAGUUUAAAUCGUACCGUGAAUACAGUUUUAAGUAUGUACGAGAAAGAACUCCAAGAUACAAAUAGCUUAAUUUUUGAAAGGAAGCACCAUAUGCCGACUGGGGAAAGAAGCAAUAUCUUUGAAUCUAUGUAUGAAGUCCCUAGCGAACGGCAGAGAAAAUUAACCAAGCAAUUCCGUGAAGCGCUACUCAAGACAAUUCCUUUGGCUGGAAUACCUAAGGCCAUAAAUAGUUUGCUUCUUUUGUCCAGCGUUACGCCAGCUUCGUUGACCCCUUCUUACCAGAGUGUGCCAAGAAGUGGUACUACUCCACAAGAACUUUUUCCUGAUAUUGUACGCACCAUAAACUCUGAAAACCACGUAGAUCGUGGUAUGGCCCAUUGGAAUCAUCUCUACGGUAAGGUUUCUGGAAGGGUGAUUAAUAAAUUGAAUAGAGCGUAUCCGGAUCUUUGGUACAGUGUAAUGGCACAUGGAUAUGGGCCAGUGCUUUCAUUUUCGGAUAUUCUUGAUGCACGUGAGACAAGUCUAAUUAUCAUCGCUUCUCUAGUGCCCCAGGAUGUGAAUAUUCAGCUUUGGGGUCACCUAAAGGGUGCUCUUAAUUUGGGAUGUACGGAGGAAGACAUUGAAAAUGCUAGAUCUUUAAGUAUUGAAGUUGCUCGCUGGUGCGGAGUAAAAUGGAAAGGCGAUGUGGUGAAGUUAUAG
Kluyveromyces marxianus DMKU3-1042 is the source of this 873-nucleotide messenger RNA. RefSeq names its product Pxp2p (gene PXP2). The record is from RefSeq and is a predicted model, not a curated record. Gene Ontology annotation, molecular function: peroxiredoxin activity. Lineage: Eukaryota; Fungi; Ascomycota; Saccharomycetes; Saccharomycetales; Saccharomycetaceae. The coding region runs from base 1 to 873 and encodes 290 amino acids. The transcript has a single exon.